AUGGAUAGUCGAUUUAUCAAUGUUGUUCUACUUGGCUCAGCAUUUAUGGUUUUAUUUACAGCAUUUCAAGCUACUGGCAUGAUAUCACAAAGUGCAUUGGAAGGUGUUAAAAAUGAAACAGUUAAUGGAACGAGUUUUCAUGGCAGUGGUUAUAUCAGCAUGGCUAUUCUAUAUUCAUUUUUCUCUUUAACAAAUGUAUUUGCACCUGCUAUUGUAGCAAUUUUGGGUCCAGCUGUUUCUAUGUUCUUUGGUGGAACAACUUAUUUUCUAUAUGUUGUUUCAUUUAUUUAUCCAAUGACAUGGUCAUAUUAUGUUAUAUCUAUAUUAAUCGGUAUAGGAGCAGCUAUUUUAUGGACAGCACAAGGAGUCUAUCUAACAAAAAAUUCUGAUGAUAUGACUGUAAGUCGUAAUUCUGGUAUCUUUUGGGCGUUAUUUCAAGUUAGUCUUCUAUCUGGUAAUAUUUAUGUGUUUGUAGCAUUAAAAACUCAAAUAAUUGAUCGUGCUACACGUAUUCCAUUAUUUGCUGUGUUUUCAAUUGUAUCAGGUGCUGGUCUAGUCUUAUUUAUUUUUAUUAUAUGGCGUUCAUAUGUUGAAAAACGUCGGGAUAAUAUACCUCCUAUCGAAGAACCGAAAAAAAGUACAGCAGCAGAUAUUGUUCAAACAUUAAAAGUAGCUGUAAGAUUAUUAAAAACACGAAAUAUGCUCUUACUACUUAUUCCAUUUUCUUAUACGGGUUUAUCAAAUACAUUAUUUACAGGAGUUUUUGCAACAUGUAUCGGACAUUAUGUUAAAUACGGAGAUACUCGAAAACGACUGAUUGGUUUACAUGGUCUUCUUGUAGGCUGUGGGGAAAUUUUAGGUGGAGGAUUAUUUGGAUUUAUAACAAAGCCAAAAACUGCAUCACAAAAAGCUUUAAUGAUUCUUGUUGGUUGUAUUUUACAUAUGAUAUAUUUUUAUUCUGUAUUUGUUAAUUUUCCAUUCGAUUCAGCACAAAAGGAAAGUACUGAAAAACCAUUCUUUGAUUUUAGUGCAACAACAAGUCAAGUUAUUACAUUUAUUGGUUCAUUUAUUGUUGGUCUAGGUGAUAGUAGUAUGAACACUCAAUUAAUGAAUAUUUUAGCAUCGCGAUAUAAACAAACGACUGCUUCAGCUUUUGCCAUAUUUAAACUUGUUCAGUCGUUGAUGGCUGCUGUAGCAUUUUUUUAUGCAGGCGCAUUACAAAUUCAAUGGCAAAUAUUGAUUGUUGUGAUAUUUUUAUUCUUUAGCACAUUAGCUUUCUUUGCAGUUUUAUUUGAUGAAGAAAAUACUGAAGGAAUAGCACCUUUAGUAACGAAUAUAAGUACAGAAGAAGAUGAUGAUGAUACUGGCAAUCGAAAUUAUUCAUCUCUUGUUGAAUCAUAA
Adineta steineri is the source of this 1401-nucleotide messenger RNA. The record is from the annotation of a GenBank genome assembly. NCBI's taxonomy places the organism in Eukaryota, Metazoa, Rotifera, Eurotatoria, Adinetida, Adinetidae.